This is a messenger RNA of Colletotrichum godetiae, 459 nucleotides long. RefSeq lists its product as uncharacterized. The record is from RefSeq and is a predicted model, not a curated record. Gene Ontology annotation, molecular function: structural constituent of chromatin; protein heterodimerization activity; DNA binding. The transcript has 5 exons. Lineage: Eukaryota; Fungi; Ascomycota; Sordariomycetes; Glomerellales; Glomerellaceae. The coding region runs from base 1 to 459 and encodes 152 amino acids. Gene Ontology annotation, biological process: nucleosome assembly.
AUGCCUCCCAUGGCCGCAUACCGCGGUGGCCCGGGUGCCUCCAGCUCCGGCGGCGCCAAGCGCGGUACCGCCUCCAAAGUGCACCAGGGCGGAAAGGGCAAGACGGUGCUGCAGAACGCGGAUUUGGCUGCUGAUGAGGAGGAUAGGAAAAUAAUGAAGGAUUGUAUUCGGGGUAUUACUAACCGCUCGUUCUCACUUAGUCAUCUGGCCCGUCGCGGUGGAGUCAAGCGAAUUUCCGCCAUGAUUUACGAUGAUGUCCGCGAGGCUCUGAAGACCUGGCUCGAGUCUGUCCUGAGAGACUGCGUGACGUAUGCGGAGCAUCGUAAGGCGAAGACUAUCACUAUUAAGGAUGUCUUGCAUUGCCUUACUCGCAAGGGCAAGCCCAUUUACGGCUUCGACCCGGACACCUUUGUCGACCCAAAGUCCCGCAAGGGCAAGGCCGCAGGUGGCCACGACUGA